UGUGGUUGGGCUUUCUUUUUCUUUUUUUCUUUUUUCUUUUCUGAUUAUCAUCAUUAUCAUUCAUCAUCAAAAUAGUCCUCUACCUUUACUCCCACUUUCUCUCUCUCUCUCUCUUUUACUGUCUGUCUGUGUGUGUGUAUGUGGACAAUAUUAUUGUCAAACAAACAACAAGCCAGGUUCAUUUUUUCAUUUAUUUUGUGAAGAAAAAAUUCACGUCAACAACUUGUCAAUUUUUGAUUUCGAAAAAAAAUAUUGAUUUUAAAAAUUAAAGAUUAUCUUCAAUCCCACCACACUUGUUUUGAUCAUUUGUUUUUUUUAAAGAAAAAUUAUCCAAAUUUGUUUUGAAUAUGGAUGAAGAAUAUGAUGCUAUCGUAUUGGGUACCGGUUUAAAGGAAUGUAUCCUAUCCGGUAUGUUAUCGGUAUCGGGUAAAAAAGUUUUACAUAUUGAUCGUAAUAAAUAUUAUGGUGGUGAAAGUGCAUCAAUAACACCAUUAGAAGAUUUAUUUACUAGAUUUAAUUUUGAUCCAACACAAAUGGCUAUUGAAGAAUAUGGUCGUUCAAGAGAUUGGAAUGUUGAUCUUAUUCCAAAAUUUUUAAUGGCUAAUGGACAAUUAGUUAAACUUUUACUUCAUACUGGUGUAACUCGUUACCUUGAAUUUAAAUCAAUCGAAGGUAGUUAUGUUUAUAAAGGUGGAAAAAUUUAUAAAGUACCAGCUGAUGAAAGAGAAGCAUUAUCAUCAAGUUUGAUGGGUAUGUUCGAAAAACGUCGUUUUCGUAGCUUUUUGAUAUUCGUCCAAAAUUUCAAUAUUAAUGAACCGAAAACAUAUUGUAAUAUUGAUCCAAAUAAAACAACCGGAGCUGAAUUGUAUCAAUAUUAUAAAUUGGAAAAAGAUACGGCCGAUUUUACUGGUCAUGCAUUGGCAUUGUAUCGUGAUGAUGAUUAUCUACAAGAACCUUGUCUGGAUUUAAUCAAUCGUGUUCGAUUGUAUAGCGAUUCAUUAUCGAUGUAUGGAAAAAGUCCAUAUCUUUAUCCAAUGUAUGGUUUAGGUGAAUUACCACAAGGAUUUGCAAGACUUAGUGCUAUCUAUGGUGGUACUUAUAUGUUGGAUAAACCGGUUGAUGAAUUGGUAUUUGAAAAUGGACGUGUUGUUGGUGUUCGAUCCGGUACCGAAACAGUAAAAUGUAAACAAGUUUAUUGUGAUCCAUCAUAUGUUCUUGAUCGUGUGGAAAAAGUUGGACAAGUUAUUCGUUGUAUAUGUUUGAUGAAUCAUCCGAUUCCAAAUACAAAUAAUGCACUUUCAUGUCAGAUUAUCAUUCCACAAAAACAAGUUGGCCGUAAAUCAGAUAUUUACAUUUCCAUGGUAUCAUAUACACAUCAAGUGGCAUCUAAAAAUUGGUUUAUUGCUUUAGUCAGUACCACUGUUGAAACUGAUAAUCCAGAAGCAGAAAUUCUACCCGGCUUAACAUUAUUGGGACCAAUCAAACAAAAAUUUGUAACUGUAAGCGAUCUUUAUAAACCAAAAGAUGAUGGUAAAGAUAAUCAAGUUUUUAUUUCAACAUCAUUCGAUGCUACAUCACAUUUUGAGACAACUUGUUCAGAUGUAUUGGAUAUAUUUCGUCGUGGUACCGGUGAAGAUUUUGAUUUUAGUAAAGUUAAACGUGAUUUAAAUGAUGAUUUGUAAAAG
This is a messenger RNA of Dermatophagoides pteronyssinus (European house dust mite), 1685 nucleotides long. RefSeq names its product GDP dissociation inhibitor (gene Gdi). Lineage: Eukaryota; Metazoa; Arthropoda; Arachnida; Sarcoptiformes; Pyroglyphidae. Gene Ontology annotation, cellular component: cytoplasm. Gene Ontology annotation, molecular function: Rab GDP-dissociation inhibitor activity. Gene Ontology annotation, biological process: protein transport; small GTPase-mediated signal transduction; vesicle-mediated transport. The record is from RefSeq and is a predicted model, not a curated record.